Paramecium pentaurelia is the source of this 1279-nucleotide messenger RNA. NCBI's taxonomy places the organism in Eukaryota, Ciliophora, Oligohymenophorea, Peniculida, Parameciidae. The record is from the annotation of a GenBank genome assembly.
AUGAUCCCAUCUAAGACACUAAAAACCUUAUAAUCAACUAAGACAUUAUAUCAAAAGGACUCUCCAAAAAUGAAAAAGACAUAAAGUAAUUAUGUACUAUCCAAUAAAACUUAAAGUCAAAAACUCAAAACAACUGGUUACAGAAAUGAUUCAAUUAGAUUAAACAACUCUAUCAAUUAUCUUUAAGAGAAUACAAAAACAUUUCAUUCUUCUUUGUGUAUUCCUUUCAAUUUAGAUGAAACAUAAAAUAAGAAUGAGAUGCUGAUUAAAAACCAAUUAAUUAUUGAAUUAAAUAAAAAAAUAUCUCAAUUAGAAUUAUAUAAUUCAGGUUUACAAUAAGCUAAUCAUUAAUUGCAAAACGAUAUUUUAAUACUAAAUCAAACAAUAGAAUAAAUUUGUAACCAACUUUAAAAACAGAAAGAAUUAUUUGAAAGUUAAAAAUCAUAAAUAAAUGAACUAUAAAAUAAUUUAUCUCUUAAACAAUAAGAAUUAUAAUAAUAAAAAAAUGAAAACUUUAAAUUAAUAACUGUUCUCAAAAUAAGUAAACUUAAAAAUGGAAAAGAAAAUUGUCCAGAAUCUACUCAAUAUGAUUAUUAAGAAUAAAUUAAUUUGUUGAAAGAAUAAAUUCAAAAAUAAAAGUAGUCAUCUUCAUAAACAGAAUCUAUACUCUAAAAUUAAAUUAAAACAUUAACUUCUUAUUUUAGUGAAUUCUUCUUGAAAACAAAUAGUCAGAAAAAGUAAAUAAAUUAAUAACAAUCAUCUCAAAAUGAAACUGAUGUAUUCUAAUUAUAAUUUAAAAAUCUCGAAGAUGAAUUAGCAAAAUAUGAUGAAAAAUUUUAAUACUUUUAAUAAACUUUAAAUAAGUUAACUGAUAAAUAAAUUAAUAUAGUUGUCGAAAAUGCUAAUCUAUCAAAUACCAAAGAAAUUUCUAAACUUAAAUAAAUAAUUUAAAUAUAAAAAAAAUAAAUUGAACUACAACAAAAAACUAUAUUGAAUUAUCAUUUUGAAAUUUAAAACCUUUAAACUCUAUUAUAUAAAAGUGAAUAUGAAAGUAUUGCUGAAUUUAAAAGAACCAGUGUUAAAAAUAAUGAUUAAUUUAUCACUUAAGAAUUUGAAAAUUCACCAAAUGAUGAAAUGUAAUAAUAAUUAUUUCUAAUAAUUUAGUUACCAUCUAAACGAUAGUUAAAGUGACAUUAAGCCAAAAUGCUUUUUAGAUAGUAUUUAAAAUACUCUCUAAAAGUUUUAGGUCAUUACAGAAGAAAGCACUUUUAGAUAUUGA